AUGCUUAAACCAAUGGCUGAAACAAGGAAACCUGAAAAAGUUAUUGGAAUUGACUGGGGAGACCAAUUAGUUAAAGUUACAGUUAGUAAUAAAACUACAGAAAAUAUUAUAAAUAUGUAUUUUGGAGAUUUAGUAACUGAUCAACCACCAAAUGCAAUAACACUUAGUAAAGGUAUAAAAUAUCCACUUUAUAUUUCAACAACAAACUCUGAUACAAUUUAUAAUUUUGUUUAUUUAUCUUAUUCAUAUGAUGCUGAUAAAUUUAAUGGUUGUAAGAACUUUGUUGUUAGUCCUUUAUUUAGUGAUGAACAAAUCGAUUUUAAAGAAUAUGGAAAAAUUUCUCGUCAAAGUUUCUUUUAUAUUAUUCUUGAGUUCAUUAAAAACCAAACAAAUUGUGAAAUUGCUUACAUCUCUAUUAAAAAUUAUCAUAACGAUAAAUUUAGAAAAGACUUAGUUAGUGCUGCUCAAAAACUUCAUAUUAUUUGUUUUUUAAUUCCUUGUUGUACUGGUUCUAUAGUUAGUUAUGUUAAUAGUCAUUAUGAUGAUUCAGUAUGUACAAGAGCAAUUCUAGAUGUAGGAUAUUAUCAUACGAGUAUUGUAAUCUUUAAUUCUCAUUUAUAUACUGCAGAAAUUAUUUCAAAAAAAUAUAAAAAUAUUGGUGGUUAUCAUUUUACUCAAAAAGUAAAAGACUACAUUAUCUUUAAAGCAAGUGAACAAGGUGUUUCUGAAAAUCAAAUUACUCCUUCUUGUUAA
This is a messenger RNA of Entamoeba dispar SAW760, 753 nucleotides long. RefSeq lists its product as uncharacterized. The coding region runs from base 1 to 753 and encodes 250 amino acids. The record is from RefSeq and is a predicted model, not a curated record. Lineage: Eukaryota; Evosea; Mastigamoebida; Endamoebidae. The transcript has 2 exons.